UAUUUAUUUUGGUUUCGAGUUUAAGGUUAUUUUUCUCAGCUGAUCGUCGCAUCGCAACGCAACUCAGAAAAUUAGAAAAAUACCGGUAACAAUGCUGAGGCAUAUGCUUCGUACCAGCCAGCGCUUGGCACGGCCUAAAUUCAAUAACUGCGCCACCGUUCUUGGUAUCAAGGCGACCUACAUUACGAAACCAGUGCUGAAAACCUGUGAAAUUGUGCCAGUAUGUCGAAGUUAUAGUGUAAAUAAGAAUGAUAACCCCGAAACACAGGCUACGGAAGUGGAUCAUGUAGUUUUCGAACAAAUCUGCAAUGAAACAUUAGAAUCUCUAUGUGAUUACUUUGAAGAGCUGGUAGAAUCUGCACCACACUUGAAAGGAGCUGAUAUUACGUUUAGUGAUGGUGUUUUAACAGUUGACCUGGGCCCUAGCUACGGAACUUAUGUGAUAAACAGACAAACUCCCAACAAGCAAGUGUGGCUCAGCUCUCCAACCUCAGGGCCCAAGCGCUAUGACCUAGUGUUGAAAAACGGAGGCUACUGGUUGUACAAACACGACGGAAUCACACUGCAUCAAUUGCUACAAACUGAAAUAUCGGAAAUAGUUAAAGGAAACGUGGAAUUCUCAAAGUGCUCUCAUAGUUUAGUUUGAUAUUUUUGUUGCCUGUUAUUAAUUUGUAAAUACAAUCUUAGUCUUAUCUGUU
Molecule: messenger RNA, 698 nt
Organism: Plutella xylostella (diamondback moth)
Lineage: Eukaryota; Metazoa; Arthropoda; Insecta; Lepidoptera; Plutellidae
Gene: fh
Product: frataxin
Biological process (GO): iron incorporation into metallo-sulfur cluster; intracellular iron ion homeostasis
Cellular component (GO): mitochondrion
Molecular function (GO): iron chaperone activity; ferrous iron binding; ferric iron binding
Source: RefSeq, a predicted model, not a curated record